Messenger RNA from Fragaria vesca subsp. vesca, 693 nucleotides. RefSeq names its product probable leucine-rich repeat receptor-like protein kinase At1g35710-like. The coding region runs from base 1 to 693 and encodes 230 amino acids. Lineage: Eukaryota; Viridiplantae; Streptophyta; Magnoliopsida; Rosales; Rosaceae. The transcript has a single exon. Gene Ontology annotation, molecular function: protein binding. The record is from RefSeq and is a predicted model, not a curated record.
AUGAGAACCAUAACAUCAUUUCUCGCUUACCUUCUUUUCUAUGUCCAGUUAGUUUCAUCACUAAACAUUGCUUUUGCUUCUGCUAGUUCUAAACCUAGUGAAGCAGACGCUCUUCUCAAAUGGAAAGCAAGCUUUCAAAACAAAAACCAGAAUAAUAAUCUGACCUCCUGGACUUACUUUCCCAGCAAUUCCACCAAUCCAAAAGCAGACGGAGGCCCAUGCAACGUUUGGACUGGCAUUUCAUGCAACACUCUUGGAAGUAUCAACAAGAUAAACAUCACAAAUUCUGGUAUUCGAGGUACGCUGCAUGAAUUUCCAUUCCUGUCGUUGCCCAAUCUUGAAUAUAUUGACCUCAGCUUCAAUGAACUCUUUGGUGCCAUCCCAUCUCAGAUUAGUUCUCUCGCCAAACUCAUUUAUUUUGAUCUAUCUUGUAAUAAGUUGUCCGGGAAAAUUCCACCAGAAAUUGGUCUUCUCACAAAUGUUGAGGUCUUGCGCCUGCACGUAAAUCAGCUAACUGGCUCGAUUCCUGCUUCUAUAGGUAGCUUGAGCAACCUGAUUCUUUUGUCGCUCCAGGACAAUCAACUUUCCGGUUCCAUUCCACCAGAGAUAGGAAACCUUUCUAGUUUGGGUUACAUGGAAAUGAGUGAAAACCAUCUAACAGGUCCAAUCCCUCCAAAAUUUUUGGAAGCUUAA